UAAGCCUUUAACUACCUUCUGGUCAAAACUCUUCUGGUCAUCAUGCCUAACGCUCGCGUACUCCGAGACAUCAAGGCGCGUAACGUCGUAAAGGCCAGCGAGGUCCUCCGCAGGGCCUACCUAUAUGUCGCGCGGAACGAGACCCUGUCCCCGCAAGUGCGGCACCAAGCUCAGCUGCAGCUGAACACAUUCGGGAAGUACACGCGUCCGACGACGGUGAAGAACCGUUGUACAGAAUCUGGACGUGGUCGGGGGAUUAUCAGCGAGUUUGGACUUUGCCGAUACCAGUUCCGACUGAAGGCGCUCAAGCUGGAACUUCCUGGCGUGCGCAAAGCUUCUUGGUAGAUGAAGGCUACACGUGCACAAUAUUUUAUGGUAUGUGCGGUAUACACCACUGCGUCAUGACUUCUUUUGCAAAGUAGAUGUAGCUCGGAAUACAUAUAAUAUAUUACCGCGCGAAGUCUGCGCACGUACAAUUAU
This is a messenger RNA of Suillus clintonianus, 480 nucleotides long. RefSeq lists its product as uncharacterized. The transcript is spliced from 3 exons. The record is from RefSeq and is a predicted model, not a curated record. Gene Ontology annotation, cellular component: ribosome; mitochondrial small ribosomal subunit. Bases 43 to 345 code for a protein of 100 amino acids. NCBI's taxonomy places the organism in Eukaryota, Fungi, Basidiomycota, Agaricomycetes, Boletales, Suillaceae. Gene Ontology annotation, molecular function: structural constituent of ribosome. Gene Ontology annotation, biological process: translation.